AUGGCGAUCCCGCUCCCCGCCAUGGCGGCACCGCCGGCCGCGGCCGCCCCGCGCAUCGCCCGCCCGCAGCCGCGCUCCCGGGGCCGCCGCCGGCGGGGGCAGCGCGGGCCCGAGCCCGAGGCGCGGCAGCCGCCACCGACGGCGCAACGCUCCGCCCGCCCGCCCGCCGGGGCCGCAGGGCAGGACAGCUCCGCGCUCUGCCCGCUCCCCGCGGGGCUGGGGGCUCGCCCCGAGAGCAGCCCCCGAACUUCGCGGAGCGGCACCGACCCGAAGUUGGAGGCGGGACCGGGCGCCCGGCCCGCGAUCCGCUCCCCCGGGCGGGACCCACCGCCGCCCCGCCGCUCCCGGGGAGGGUCCGGCCGCCCCGGCCCCGCCACCGAGCUGCGGGCUCCGCCGGCGACCCCCCGAGGGGCAGCGGCUCCUGCCCAGGGGCAGCCCCGGUGCCUCCGCCCCACCCGCCGCCUCCCGCGGGGUCUCCCCCUACCUGUAAGGGAUCCAGUCCGCCUGGUGCCGCGAACUCAUCUCUCCCCGGCGACGCUGCCCGGAGCCGAGGAGGCGGACGCGGCCGCUGCUGCCCGAGUCGGAACCCGCCACGGCGCGGGCAGCAUCCUCCGUCCGGGGCGGGGGCGGGCGGCGCGCCGGUUAUCCCGGCAGCGGCCGCAGAAACAUCCCCCCGGGGAGGGCUCCCAGCGGCGGGCCGGGCUGCAUGGGGAGGGGGCGGCCGGGGGCAGCGGGAGGCGGCUCCCAGCCCUUCCUCCCUGCCCGGAGCGGCGGCUGAGUCGCGCACCGGAGCGGGGAGGGGCGGGGGAAGGGCCAGCGGCGGGCAGGGAAAGGCAGGGCAGCAGCGCCGCGUCCCCGCUGCCGCUACCCGCCCGCCCCCCCGCUGCCGCCGCCGCGCUCAUGCAUCGCCCGGGCGAGGCGGCCGCGGAUGCUCCCGCUCCACACCGGGCGCUCGGGGUAGAGCGCGGCAGCGGGGCUGGGGGCGCAGGGGGCUCCGCGCACCCGGGGCCGUCUCCGCUGACGCACGGGGCUCCCGGGCCGCCGCCGCGCCGCGGCUCCCGUAGCUUAUGGCAACGGCGGAGCCAAUGCAGCGGCGGGGCCGGGCGCUGCCAUGGCGAUCCCGCUCCCCGCCAUGGCGGCACCGCCGGCCGCGGCCGGCCCCGCGCAUCGCCCGCCGCAGCCGCGCUCCCGGGGCCGCCGCCGGCGGGGGCAGCGCGGCCCCGAGCCCGAGGCGCGCAGCCGCCACCGACGGCGCAACGCUCCGCCCGCCCGCCCGCCGGGGCCGCAGGGCAGGACAGCUCCGCGCUCUGCCCGCUCCCCGCGGGGCUGGGGGCUCGCCCCGAGAGCAGCCCCCGAACUUCGCGGAGCGGCACCGACCCGAAGUUGGAGCGGGACCGGGCGCCCGGCCCGCGAUCCGCUCCCCCCCGGGCGGGACCCACCGCCGCCCCGCCGCUCCCGGGGAGGGUCCGGCCGCCCCGGCCCCGCCACCGAGCUGCGGGCUCCGCCGGCGACCCCCCGAGGGGCAGCGGCUCCUGCCCAGGGGCAGCCCCGGUGCCUCCGCCCCCACCCGCCGCCUCCCGCGGGUCUCCCCCUACCUGUAAGGGAUCCAGUCCGCCUGGUGCCGCGAACUCAUCUCUCCCCGGCGACGCUGCCCGGAGCCGAGGAGGCGGACGCGGCCGCUGCUGCCCGAGUCGGAACCCGCCACGGCGCGGGCAGCAUCCUCCGUCCGGGGCGGGGGGCGGGCGGCGCGCCGGUUAUCCCGGCAGCGGCCGCAGAAAACAUCCCCCCGGGGAGGGGCUCCCAGCGGCGGGCCGGGCUGCAUGGGGAGGGGGCGGCCGGGGGCAGCGGGAGGGCGGCUCCCAGCCCUUCCUCCCUGCCCGGAGCGGCGGCUGA
This is a messenger RNA of Motacilla alba alba, 1893 nucleotides long. RefSeq names its product basic proline-rich protein-like. The record is from RefSeq and is a predicted model, not a curated record. The transcript has 2 exons. Bases 1 to 1893 code for a protein of 630 amino acids. Lineage: Eukaryota; Metazoa; Chordata; Aves; Passeriformes; Motacillidae.